This is a messenger RNA of Penicillium malachiteum, 600 nucleotides long. RefSeq lists its product as uncharacterized. The record is from RefSeq and is a predicted model, not a curated record. Bases 1 to 600 code for a protein of 199 amino acids. Lineage: Eukaryota; Fungi; Ascomycota; Eurotiomycetes; Eurotiales; Aspergillaceae. The transcript has a single exon.
AUGACUGGGAAAAAGAUUCGAGCAUCCCUGAAGAAGGACAAGCUAACGGAUCUACUGGAUAUCAACAUAAUCCGCCCCAAGCGUACGGAUAACAAUGGACGGACAUGGUACCGGCUAUCACUUGCAGUUGCCGAAUGGCUAAUAUUGAACAUUUCUGAGGACAUCAGCAAGCUCAUUCAUCAGACCGACUCACGUAUGAUAUUUGCAGACGAGAUCUUUCAGGCUAUCCGCAAGCAUAUGGAAGGAAUGAAUAUCUACGCGAACAUGAAGAAGUUGGAACGGUGGAAUGAUAUCAAGGUCACCGAUUAUGCGUCAACACUGGAAUUCGUCGAGGACGUCCUCAUUGCGAGCGAAGGACUUGCCAAUCGUGGCAUAGUGAUCCCACCGUACGUGGUCUUAAUGAAAGUUCUCGAUGGCCUAACUGUACGCAACCUGGACCUCAGCAAGCGGGUAUUCAUGGAUUCGCCACUGGAAAACCUGGACCCUUCCAAACUGACGUUGGAAAUCUUCAAUUUCAUCAUUAGAGGUAUCCAGCAUGAACUUUUCUUCGAAGAACGAAUGUCAGUGGAUGGGGACACAAAAGUCGGAUACAGAUUGUGA